This is a messenger RNA of Ictalurus furcatus (blue catfish), 6619 nucleotides long. RefSeq names its product kelch repeat and BTB domain-containing protein 11. NCBI's taxonomy places the organism in Eukaryota, Metazoa, Chordata, Actinopteri, Siluriformes, Ictaluridae. The record is from RefSeq and is a predicted model, not a curated record. The transcript has 2 exons. Gene Ontology annotation, molecular function: protein binding. Bases 423 to 2453 code for a protein of 676 amino acids.
AAGCAUUUCACCUGGACACGAGAAGAUCUCACCUGCAACUUGUGGGUCUUAUGUAACCAGCUUUAGUGCAGGACAUUAAAAUCCGGUUUAACGUUUGAAGCCAGACUGUCUGCCAGAUGAACUCAGAAAGGAUGCAAGGGUGACCCAGAGGAUUUUCUUCCACUUGUUAUUGACAAGCUUGAAAUGACACCUCCUAAUAAGGAUUUCAAAAAUCAAGAGAAGCACACUGCUCUGCUGAGGCAGUCCAAUUAGGAUUUGUCAAGCAGUGCUGCCUCCGAAAAAUGGUACAGCUCAACUCAAGUAAUUAAUGGAUGUCAAUCAGCCUCCAAACUAUAAUGUCAGCAAAGGAUGACCAUUGCUAAAUUCUGAAGAGUGCUUUUUUUUUUUUUUUACUUUUGUCCUUUCACUUUACACUUAGAGAGAUGAAUAACAUGUUCACCAUAAAAGCAGAUGUCAUAUUUCACGCUGCAGAUCAUGAAGACUCUGAGCAAUCCAUCGUUACCAAAGGGACUGACAAGGUCAUUCCAAGAGAAGUUAGUGCUUGUGUUUCCGAGACAGAAAUACUGCAACGAUCCUGGGAUAAUGUGGAAUUUGGGAGUGUAACGGAGACUGGAAAUCUGGGAAGGCGUUCCUUAGGGGCGGGAGACUAUCUGCAAGAUGGAAACUCCAGCGAUAGUGGGUUUCAGGAUCAUGUUCAACCAGUGGACGCUAGUGUUAAGAAGCAGAGCGACUCCUCGAGCAAAAAUGGAGUAAAAGAGGAGGCGAACGGAGCCACAGCUGAGAGGCCUUUACUUAGCCUGAGGUCAGAAACCAGAGGGGAAAUGGCUAAAUCUUAUGUUUACGAGACCGAAGUCAUGAGGAGUCCAAGCGUCAUCAGUAAUGUGUCCUCUCUUUCACAGGACUCUUUUUCUGAUUCGAAGGAAAGCAGAUCAUUGGAACAAGCACUGGGCAAUUUAUGUUCAUUACAAGGAACUGCACAUGGACAUUUUACACACGAGUCAGUACGUGACAUAAAGCACAGCGAUAAUGGGGUAAGAAAUUCCGUCUCUGUCAGAGAGAACCCCGAUUUAGUCAUUGAAGUAGGCAGACAGAAGGUCCAAGUACAUAAAUCUGUGCUAGCUGAAAAAAGUGACUAUUUUAAAGCGAGGCUUUCUCGAGACAUUCUGAAAGUGAAGGGUGUAAGCUACAAGACAUUGUCUGUCCUGAUAGAUUAUGUGUACACCUCCAACAUGAACGUGAACAAGGAUAACGUCGUGGAUGUUGUGACCGGUGCGAAAAUCUUACAGAUCCCCUGUGCGGUGCAGGCCGCAAUUGACGCCAUGUCCGCCCAGCUCACGACACAGAACUGCUACGAGAUUCUAACCAUCGCUAAAAAGCAGCGACUAAGUGAACUGAAGGACACAGCAUACCGUUUCAUAAGCGACAACUUCCUGCAGGUACUGAGAGAUCCCGCCGUUUAUGGGCGUCUCACGGGUUCUGAGCGGGACCUGGUUUUGAGAAAUCGUAUGGAGGGACGCAAGUGCCUGAUGGCGGCUGAGAUCAAUGACGUUUUUGAACGAGUGGGCAGCAGACCCCCGAGCAGGGGCAACAGCAGGCCACAGAGUCCUCUCUCCGCUGCCUCGUUUGAAGACAACCACAUGAUCUACUACUACAAUGAGAAUACCAAGGAUUGGCACACUUUGACCGUAAUGCCAGAGGAUAUUAAUACCAAGGGCUGUGGCAUCUGUUGCAUGUAUAACUACCUGUUUGUCGCAGGUGGCAUCCGAGGAUAUGGGGAGAAAGGAAAGGCAUCAGACAAAGUCUUCUGCUACAAUCCCAUAACAGACCGCUGGAGCGAGAUACGGCCCAUGAACCAAGCAAGGUCACAACUCAAAUUAGUGUCCAUGGAUGGUUUUUUGUAUGCCAUUGGUGGGGAAUGCCUCUUCACAGUGGAGAAGUAUGACCCUCGUAUGGAUCGUUGGACCACCGUGGCUCCGCUACCCAAAGGAGCCUUUGCAGUUGCCCAUGAGGCUACCACCUGCAACGGAGAGCUGUAUGUAUCGGGAGGAACUCUAUUCUACCGCCUCUUGAAGUACGACCCCAAGAGGGACGAGUGGCAAGAAUGCCCGUACAACAACAGCAGGAAGAAAUCCACCGACAUGGUUGCGCUAAAGAGCUUCAUCUACAGGUUCGAUGUCAACCGUGAACAAGGCAUCAAUGUAUUUAAGUACAACACCAUAGUCAAGAUGUGGCACGACUGCGCUUCCUAUCAGCAAGGGUGUCCGCUGCCGUUCAGGUGUGCUGUGAUUGGAAAUUGCAUCUACUGUGUCAACAAGACCCAGAAUCUGCAAUUUAUGGUGGAGGAAGAAGGUGCUCGAUUUGCAGAAGAGCCUCUGAAAGCUCCCACGGAGGCUAAAGGAGUAUUAUUCCCAUUUGUUCUGACCUUGCCGGACAGGAGUGAUCGAAGUGUGUGAGUAGGGUCUUUUCGGGGAGAAAAACUUGAGUAGAAAUGUGUAAGAAGCAUGGUCAAUGAUUGUGGAAAAAAGAACGCUUUAAUUCUUGCCCAGUUAAACUGCUCGUAACAGGAAUGUUUCUCUUUGCAUGGUGGAUGGACAUCCAUGGGAUGCCUUAAAAGGACAGCUCUUUUCUUUUAAUGUUGUGGCACAGUGGCAUUACUUUACAUUUUAUAUAUACCUGGAUGCAUUUCUCCAUUUGUUUUGUGCACUUUUGUCCUUGGAUGGUUGGACAGAAAUUAUGUCAGCAAAAAACCCCCAGAUUUAACCAAUGUUAUAAAAUGGCCACAAAAAGCACAACAAAAAUAUAACUGCAAAUAAAAUAAAGCAGUCUAAGUAGAAUUAAGUUUAUUAAAGUGGAGCUAGAUAUAACUUAAUGAUAUCAAAGACGUGAAUAUAGCACAGAACGCUAAAAUAUAACUGCAAUAGGUUUAGGUAACGUGAACCUUUUGAGCACAUGCCUUUGACUUGAAACAAAGCCGUUGAACGAGGAAAAGUUACGCUAACGUAACUUGGCUGUUCGCUGUUUAAGAGCACAAAGCACUUGACUGUUCUCUUACUUUGGCAGCACUCAGUAAGGAUACAGAAAUGACACUUGAGGAAAGUCUGAAUGUAUACGUGUACAAACUUUUAAUUAGCUUUUAAUUCGAUACUAACGAAGACUUGAUAAACAGCAGGUGACCUGAGAUUCAAGCCAGUGAUUUUGAAUUGCAGGAAAACUCGUACUGAUGAUAUAUUGCCCGUUGGUGGGUUGUUCAUGCUUCCCUUAAUUCAGUGGUUAUCAAAGAGGGGUCCUGCCCCCUGGAAUCUGUGAAGCAUUGCCUAGGGGUCUAUGAUUUAAAAAAAAAAAUUGUAUUGCAGUGGUGGAAAUCACAAUCCACUAGCAUCAGUGCUAUUAUAUUUAUGACUGCAUUCUCAAUGUUAUUAACUGGUUUGACUGACCACUCGACUUGAAUAGGUUUCAAACCCUCAUUAAUUUGGUUUAUAAUUAAUGCCUACUGGAUGUCUAUCUAAUGUCAGAGUCCAGUAAUAAAAAAAAACUCUAUGGCUCCAAAUAAAUAGUAAUCAAUAUUACUGUACACAAUUAGAUAAUGUGUGAUAUUUGAAUGGUUGAAUUUUGGUCCAUAAAAUAAAUCUGUGCUGAGGGCAUCUGUGGAAUUUUUGUUACAGUUAAAGCAGGGUGCAAAACAAAAAGUUUGAGAGCCCCUGCCUUAAUUACAGUAUGGUAGUGCUGAGAAAAUAGCACAGAAAAAAAAAUACUCCUUGUCCGUCCAUCCAUCCUUUUUCUAUACCGCUUAUCCUAUAGGGUCACGGGGAACCUGGAGCCUACCCCAGAGCACAUCGGGCACAAGGCGGGGUACACCCUGGAUGGGGUGCCAAUACUUCACAGGGAACAAUCACAUACAAUUUCACAUUCACACACCCAUUCAUACACUACGGACACUUUGGAAAAACCAAUCAGCCUACCGUGCAUGUCUUUGGACUGCUGGAGGAAACCGGAGUACCCGGAUGGAACCCCCGCAGUACGGCGAGAACAUUCAAACUCCGCACACACAGUGCAGCGGCGGGAAUCGAACCCCCAACUCUGGCGGUGUGAGGCGAACGUCCCACUGUGCGUCCUAACACCCCUUGUGGUAAAUAAAUAAUAAAAUAACCGAAGCAUUGCCAAAGACAAGCAGGCUGAUUGUCUAGGUUCGAGUCUGAAGCACAUUUCUCUGAGCGUUGCUGAUUUGAUCUCACUAUUUGAGAGAAAUGUGACACUCGUGAAAAAGAGCCAAAUUAACUCCGCAGCACUUGAUAAGUGGAGAGCACAUAUAAUUCUUUUAUCCCGAUAAAUGAUUAGACCACAUAAUAAUUCCUUCUUCAAUGCCACCUGUUGUUACUGGUUUCAUAGAAACAACAAUAUUUUGCACUUUCUGAUGACUAUUUCCAGUUUGCAAUAAGAUGCUAGAUUUAAUCGGGAGAUUAGUGAUGCGUGUGUGUGUGUGUGUGUGUGUGUGUGUGUGCGCUGUUAGCAUGGAGGUAAACUCAAACUAAUCCCAAUCCCAAUCUGCUGCUGCAUUUUGUGAAAUUUACAAAAUACUGGAACAUUACUUGUAGUGUAAUUCAAAGUAAUUCCAAUAUUUUAAUAAUUAAGUUGAUGCUUACAUCUGUCCAUACAUAGUAUUGCAUUAUUUUUCAAAUGUUGUGACCAGUUCAAAAUAGUUUGAAAUAGAGCCAUAUAACUCAAUGUCACUAUGCUCGUUCUCGAUGUGUGAUUUAUGGUUAUUAUAAAUAAAGACGUUUUGUGCAAAUGUGCCUUGUUCUACAUCAUAACUAACAACUAUAAUAAAAUAUUUGAAUUAGCCAUAGAACUGCCAAGAUUUUAUUACCUCCUUGACCAAAUCCUAAUUUGUUUCACUCAGUUGAUCCACAAGCAUAUAAACAAGCAUAUAUUUUGAGAAACCCUCAAAUGUAACUGAAAUCUAUCUGAACAUCUUGUUUGCUUGCUUUAUUGUUGCAUUGCCAUAUUCAGUCUGUAACACCUGUAUGUCUCUAACACAAUUUAAACUCUCCGAUGAUGAUUUUGACUGACUUGAUUUCGCUUGAUUAGAGAAAGAAGUACUGAUCAGCCGUAACAUUAAAACCGCCUGCCUAAUAUUGUGUAGGUCCCCAUUAUUCCUCCGAAACAGCUCUGACCCGUCGAGGCAUGUACUCGACAAGACCUCUGAAGGUGUGCUGUGGUAUCUGGCACCAAGACGUUAGCAGCAGAUCCUUUAAGUCCUUUAAGUUGCGAGAUGGAGCCUACAUGGUUCAGGCUUGUUUGUCUAGCACAUCCCACAGAUGCUCAAUCCAACCGUUCCUGAACAGUUUUUGCAGUGUGUCAGGGUGCAUUAUCCUGCUGAAAGAGGCCACUGCCAUUAGGGAAUGGCGUUGCCAUGAAGGGGUGUACUUGGUCUGGAACAAUGUUUAGGUAGGUGGUACAUGUCAAAGUAACAUCCACAUGAAUGCCAGGACGAAAGGAUUCCCAGCAGAACAUUGCCCAGAGCAUCACACUUCCUCCACCGGCUCGCCCUCUUCCCAUAUUGCAUCCUCGUGCCAUCACUUCCCCAGGUAAGCGAUACACACGCAUCCGCCCAUCCGACCAGGCCACCUUCUUCCAUUGCUCCAUGGUCCAGUUCUGAUGAUCACGUGCCCAUUGUAGGUGCUUUCGGUAGUGGACAGGGGUCAGCAUGGGCACUCUGACCGGUCUGCGGCUACACAGACCCAUACGCACGAAGCUGCAAUACAUUGUGUGUUCUGACUAUUAUAGGCAGCAUUAACUUUUAACAGAUCCUCACGCUUGCCCGUUUGUUCUUCUUCCAACACAUCAACACUGAGAACUGACUGUUCACGUGCAGCCUAAUAAAUAUAUCCCACAAUGUAAUCGAUAUAAUUCACUUCACCUGUCAGUGGUUUUAAUGUUAUGGCUGAUCGGUGUACAGUAUAACAGGAAAAAAAAAAUCAUCAAAUCCCCCAAUUGUUGUUUCUUUCUAUGGGAUAAAAUUUCCAACUGUAUGAUUUAUUAUGACCAUAUUAUGGUCAGUAUUUGCCACCUUGUCAUUAUAAGAUGAAAAAAAGAGAGUGAUUAUGAUGAAAAGUUGUGCUUGAACCGAAGAAAAGAAUGAAAUGCAUUUUAAACUGUUUUUUUAAAGUCAAGGGUAAGGCAGAUAUUUAUUUCAUUACUUAUUAACCACACGUGGCUUCUGUGCAAAUCUAAAGACGCUCACUUCAGACAUCAAACGUGUCUUGGCUGAUCAAUUACACUACAAAGUACAAACAAGUUGUUUUUUUUGUUAUUGACAUUAGUUUAAGAUUAUGUGCCAGAGAGAGCUAUUGCUUGGCUCUUAACAAAAACAUUAAGCUUAAGUGGCUCAGUAGUAUGGCUGGACUGGAACCUUCUAAGUUGUUUUGGAUUAAAUAAUAUGCCAAAUGAAUGACUGUCUGACCGUGUGUAAAUUAUCUAAAUGGUCCGGAUGAGUUAGCAGGCUUUAUUGUGUUGGUGGACCGUGAUGCUGAUGUGCUUUGGAUAUGAUAAAUGAUGGCUUUAACUUUUCUGUGGCAGUUGAACAAAUAUGCCUGAAAUAAAAUUUUGUUUUUUUUCAGUU